AUGUCAUCAACAGACAAGAAUUCUUCACAGUUUGAAAUCAGUUAUGAGACUUCAGCCGAGGAGGCUAUGACAGCCACUCCGGCGAAAAAGCAUGCAAGUGGAAUUCUCAACCCGGAGAACGAUGGCUGGGGGAAACUAGCCAACAACGCGAGGCGGUGGCUAUUUAGCUUGCGACCUAAUUUAAGUCGACGGUUGCCAGCCCACUUACUUGAGACCCGACGGUCUGAGGCCAGUGAGGAGUCAGGACGGUCCCACUGCUCGUGA
This is a messenger RNA of Paracoccidioides lutzii Pb01, 264 nucleotides long. RefSeq lists its product as hypothetical. The transcript has a single exon. The coding region runs from base 1 to 264 and encodes 87 amino acids. The record is from RefSeq and is a predicted model, not a curated record.